AUGCCACUUGCAAAUAAGUCCAAAUCUGCUCUCCGCUCGACAUCCACGCCAGUCAGCAUUCGACGGGCUAUUCCGUGGGGAAUUAUCCGCUCUUUUAACGCACCCAUCAUGAAGUAUCUGCCGGCCCAAAUACUUUUGCUCCUCUCCUCCUCUCUCUUCUCUUCCGUGCGCGCCGCGCAACUGAACAGAACCGGAGAGACAACCAUCUACGGCUACAGAGGCACCAUCUACACCGCACACGACUACAGACCCAUCUGCGGCACCCUCUCCCCCGACCAAUUCCAAGAAGAACUCUCCGUGCACGACGCAUGUACCGCUCCCAUCCGUGCAUUCUCCUCCACCGCCGACACAUUCGCACUCUAUACCUCCACGGGGACGCGCCAAUCCGACACGUCUCCCAUCGCCCGUGGAACCGCAUACUGCAUGUGUUAUGCCUUGGGUACGGUUUCGGGUGACAAGCAGGCCAAUUUUUGUAUACUCGUGGAUAAGGAUGGCAAGACCACGGACGUGAAUAGUAACACGCUCUCGGUGGCGUAUGGACGCGGGUUUGCAGAGGGUAAUUUCCAGUCGGGGGAGAAGGCUCUUCCUCAGUGCUUUGAGAUUGAUGUCGCGGCGGUGACAGCGUCGAUUGAUGCCGCCGGUACGGAGACGCACGUACAAGUCGCGGGUCCGUCUACGACUGAGAAUACGGGUUCGUCUCCUACGGGAAGCUCUGGGUCCAACUCUCCCUCUUCCUCUUCCUCCACAAACGUCCAGCAGGUGUAUUCGUCUGGCUCCCCAUCCUCCUCACCCUCAUCUCAGUCGUCGGUGGGCUCAUCUACAAACACAAGAACUACAAGGUCAACAAGCAAAAGCCCGGG
This is a messenger RNA of Acaulospora colombiana, 860 nucleotides long. The record is from the annotation of a GenBank genome assembly. NCBI's taxonomy places the organism in Eukaryota, Fungi, Glomeromycota, Glomeromycetes, Diversisporales, Acaulosporaceae.